This is a messenger RNA of Anneissia japonica, 6594 nucleotides long. RefSeq names its product transcription initiation factor TFIID subunit 1-like. Gene Ontology annotation, biological process: transcription by RNA polymerase II; RNA polymerase II preinitiation complex assembly. Gene Ontology annotation, molecular function: RNA polymerase II general transcription initiation factor activity; TBP-class protein binding; RNA polymerase II general transcription initiation factor binding. Gene Ontology annotation, cellular component: transcription factor TFIID complex. The record is from RefSeq and is a predicted model, not a curated record. NCBI's taxonomy places the organism in Eukaryota, Metazoa, Echinodermata, Crinoidea, Comatulida, Comatulidae.
GUGAAAACAGCACCAUGGAACACAACACGUGCAUUCAUAUCUGCCAUGAAGGGCAAGUGUCUCCUGCAGGUGACGGGAACAGCUGAUCCCACGGGAUGCGGAGAAGGAUUUUCCUAUGUCAAGGUCCCAAAUAAACCAACUCAACAGAAGGACAACCAGACAUCUCCUCAGCCGGAGAAGAAGCUGGUCACGGGAACCGAUGCGGAUCUUAGGAGACUGAAUCUCAAGAGUGCUAAACAAUUAUUAAGGAAGUUUGGUGUCGCUGAAGAGGAGAUUAAAAAAUUAUCUCGUUGGGAGGUAAUUGAUGUUGUACGUACAUUGUCAACCCAGCAAGCAAAAGCUGGUGAAGGGGGCAUGAGUAAGUUUGCAAGAGGGAACCGCUUCAGUAUUGCUGAACAUCAGGAGCGAUAUAAAGAUGAUUGUCAAAGAAUCUUUGAUCUUCAGAACAGAGUGCUAGCAUCUAAUGAGAUAUUGUCCACAGACGAGGACAGUAGCUCAGGCGAUGACAGCGAUAUUGAAAGGAUGGGAGAGAACAUCGACAGUGUGCUAACCAACAAGAAAACCAGCUCACAGAUCUCACAUGAAAAAGAGGAAGAGGAGAGAAAAGAGCUUCAAAGAAUGAUUAUGUCAGAUUCUAAGGAUAUAAAGACUAAGAGGUCAAAUGCUGGAACUCCUCCAGGAAUUGCGUCUGGUUCCAGUGGGAUUAAAGAUGAUGAUGCUGGAUCUACUCACAGUUUUAGCUCAUCAAUGGCUGGUAGACCACUAAAAAUAUACCGUACAUUUCGUGAUGAGCAUGGUGUAGAGUAUGUACGAUCUGAGAUGGUUAUGAAGCCGGAAGUUAUUGAUACGUAUGUAAGGAUCCGACAAACCAAAGAUGAGACAUACAUCAAACAGUUUGCUUUACAUGAUGAGGCUCAUCGUGAAGAAAUGAAGAAAGAACGCAGGAGAAUUCAAGAACAACUUCGCCGUAUUAAGAGAAACCAGCAGAAGGCUGCGGAAGAAAAAAUAAACCCACCAGCCCCAAAGAAGCCUAAGAAGAAGAAGGAGAGACCAGAGUCAAAGGUUAAGUUAAAAUGCGGUGCUUGUGGUCAGAUUGGUCACAUGAGGACAAAUAAAGACUGCCCUCUAUAUAACAAAGCACAGAAAGAUGUGUUCCCGGUGGUCGUUGCCAUGACAGAAGAACAAGAAGAGAUCGAGGAGAAGCGCAUCGAUGAAGAUGAGCUGGUGAAGACGGAGGGGACCAAGAUUACAUUGUUAAAAUCAGUUGUUGAACAUCAUAAUGAGGUGCGUCGCAAAUCAUUGGUACUUCGCUUCCCUAAAGAAACCUUGCCAAAGAAAAAGAAGAGAAACUAUGAUGGUGGAACCGACUUUGACUACCUUAAGAAACCGAGACAGAAUAUGGCGAGGCGAAGAAUAGAUCCUGUAGUUGCCCUGUCAUCUAUGCUUGAACAAAUUCUCAACAGCAUGAGAGAGGUCAAUUAUAGUGAACCGUUUCACCACCCAGUGAAUGCAAAGAAGAUUCCAGACUAUUAUAAUAUUGUAGCAAAGCCAAUGGACCUCCAGACUAUGAGAGAUAACCUGAGAAAACGGAAGUACCAGUCUCGAGAUCUUUUUGUCUCGGAUUCUCAGCAAAUUGUCGAUAAUAGCAUCCUGUACAAUGGCGAAAAAAGCCCGAUGACAAUUAUCGCAAAGAACAUGCACGCAGUCUGUCUGAAGAAACUGGAAGAGAAAAAAGAAAAGUUCCUCCGAAUUGAGAAGAAAAUCAAUCCGCUUUUGGAUGACGACGAUCAAGUGGCAUUCUCAUUCAUAUUAGACAAUAUUGUGACAACCCUAAAAGCUGUACCAGAUUGUUGGCCUUUCCACAAUCCUGUUAAAGCCAAAUUUGUGAAAGACUAUUAUAAAGUGGUGGAAGUGCCGAUGGACUUGGAAACCAUUCGAAAAAACACAACACGCCAUUACUACCGCACACGCGAAGAAUUCCUCGAACAUGUGGAACUCAUAUAUGAAAACAGCAAGAAAUAUAAUGGUCCAGACAGUAACUACACAAGAAUUGCGGGUGAAAUUGUGGCAACGUGCAAACGAGAACUUGUGGAGAAUAGUGAGUAUUUAGGUCAACUUGAGAAAAAUAUCGCAGCCGCUCGCGAUGCAGCCAUGGAAGCAGCGGAGACGGACAGUCUUACAGCGCCGCACACACCAAUGAGUACGACCACAAAUGAAGAUAGUUGUACAGGAUUUGAUGACGAUAGUAUGAGUGGGUUUCCAUACUCGAAGCUGAUUGGUGGAAUCGACGAUAGUGAAUUUGUAGAUAUUGAAGGGUAUGAUGAAACUCGACAGGGUCCAAGUAAUCAACAGGAAAAUAAUGAUAGUGUGUUAAUGCAUAGAGAAGACAGUGUUUUAUUUAAAGAUUUGCAAAUAACACCAGAAAACAGCGAAGACGAAGAGGAAAGUGAUGAUGAUGGGGAUUUCACAUUUCUUCAGCAACACAGCGAAAGCGAGGAAGAAUCGGAGAAUGAGGAUACUCCCUCUCAAAGCAUAAUCAAAUCGCAUCCGGAGUCCAAUAACAACCAGAAGAUGGAGGAGGAUGAGAAAAUGUCGGAGUUUGCCGAGGAGGAAGAGGAGGAUGAAAGUGAGUUUGAUCCUACCAUGGAUGAGGUCGCACUGGAAGAUAACCAACAAAGUGAUGAGGAAUUGGAUCUGGAUGCGAACGCCGGUCACAUAAUCUACGAUAGUGAAGAGAGCGACGAAGAUGACUUUGUCGCUGUCGAUCUUGAAGAAUCCAUGGAGACAUGAUGGAACACAAUAUCAUGCAUUUUUUUAAUUUUUAGAAUAAACAUUGAUUGGGCCUAUAUCAACAACUAUGAAAUGCUUUGCUGGUUAAAAAUCGAUUUGCUAGUUUUUGCGUAAUGUGGAUAAUUUUUUUCCUUCAAUCACAGCUGCAAUUAAUUAUGUAGAUCAAUUGUUGUAAUGGAUGUCUUCUUCAUUACCGUGGCCCGCUUCCUAAAAUGUUUUGCAUUAUUUCAUGUUCUACGACUACGAUUUGCUCACGCUCGUUUAGAUUAUCUCCAGAGGUCUUGUGUAUGUUGUCAAGUGCAUAUACAGUGAUGACAUACAUCAAUAAAGUAGGGGAAGCCAUAAGGGAUUCUCCUCCCACUUGCCCUCAGGAAAUAAUCUAGCAUGAUGGAUGGUAUGAAUAUUUGUAACAUAUGAAACAUAAAUCCAGCUAAUCAUAAACAUCAGCCAAUCAUAAGAUUAGCAGAUUAAUUUUUUUUUUUUUACCUUACAUGUUUCUGAAAGUUAUUUUUUUUUCAGUUUUUAACAAAAUAAUAUUACGUUGGAGUAAGUACAGUAUUGUAAUUGACUUGUUAUAUGAAAGAUGUGUGUACUUUUGAAAGCAAUGAUUUGUAUAAGUGUAAAGCUUAUUUCAGUUGGUAUCAGAAAGCUCAUAUUUUUUUUUAAUCAUAGUAUUAUUUUUUCAAUAUUUUAUUAUACAAAUAUAAAAAGGAAUCAUCAGCUUACACAAACAAAAAAAUUAAAGAAAUCAAAUAUUAUUCAAAAAUUAAUAAAACACAAAAUUCAUAUUUACAUAGAACAAUCGCAAUAGCCAGUCCGUAUUCAUCCUUUUAUACUUGUUGAAAAUAAAACAUCCAGAGUUUCUUAUCGCGUACUUGACUAUGAUGCAAUGCCAAGUGUCCUUCUGGAUGUAAACGCUCACAAUGUGCAACGCAAAGAACAAAGCAUUUUUCUAGAUUAACAUUCUUCAAUGAAAUGUCAAUGUUCCAUCAAGUCUAAUGCAAAUACGCGGAACAGCUCAUUCUUCUGCUAUUUAAGUUGGGUUUUUUUUAAGCCUAAAGCGUGACGAAUACGUUAUCACAGCACAAAACUUUUGAACGGGAAUCAACAACGCGACAUCGUAUUUUAACAAUACAUUAAGUUUUAAAAAGGCCACUAGUACCCCCAACAUGGCUACGGUGUCUUCACUUUUUACUGUACAAUUAUUGGCCAAUGAGCGAUCCAGCCCUUAUAGUAGAAAUCAGCAGUUUUAACACUCAGUUUGUGGGACUUCAGUAACAAUACCCAAUGGGUAGGGCUUACCGUAAAGGUCCAUUAUCUGCACUGUUUCUCUAGAUUACUGCAUUACUCAACUCGCUUAAGUUGCUAGACAGUGUAUGCCUACUUCAUCACAUACCUAUUUAAGUGCCACUUAACAGCAUACCUUAAAGCAACUUUAGUGUCAUUUCCGCGAUCUGAACUCACAGUCGCGCAUUUAUUUACAAUCUACCGGUAGUGCGUAUAUUAAAGCGUAAAUUCUGUCACAUGUUGCAUUGCAGUCAAUCAGUGAUUAAUUAUUUCAGGACGUUUUACAUUUUCAGCCGACGUAGAAUGAUUCAUUAGAUCAAAAUAGUAUGACGUCAGUACUUCAGGUUUACUUUAAUAUUUUAUUCACUGCAACGAAGAUGAACACUUGAAUUCUGCUAUAAAAUAUACAUCUAACGUGUAUCGGAAAGUCGUCCACACAAUUUAUGGCUUUUGUGUAAUCAGUAUGUGAUAAGAAUAACAAAUUAUCUUAACACUGCGUAAAAUUGGUACGAUGUGUACAUAUGGAAUAAAUAAAGAUAAGAGGGUCGAUUAAGUAAAGUGGCCGUCCGUCUUUGAAUCUGGCGAUACAGCAUGUAGAGAAAAGGGGUUUUUUUUCUUUUUUGACACGUGAUCAAAUCAUGCAGACGAUUGCAAUGUUUGUUCACAGAUCCUUUUGAUGGAUUUGUUAUGGUAACUUGUUUCUUGACAACAUAUCAAAAGAGAAAAUGUUUGUAGAAAAUAAAGGCCUGUGGAUGUAUUUUAUUGAAAAGCAAUCUAAAUAAAUACGAAAUUUAAAAACGUUCACGUGUUCACUUUAUUAUUUUUUUUUCGCAGGGUUUUAAACGAUUUUCUCUGUAUUACUUUACGAUUAGCUUAGGCUAAGCUGGUGGUAACCACUGUGUGUGCGCUGAGGUUGAGCCUUGGUCCCCGCGGUUCAAUUCCCAUCGCUGCUCUCCUCGUUUUUCAGUUGGAGGGCUGAAUAGCGCACUGUCUUUCAGAUGAGACGUUUAAUCCAAUGGUCCCGGGUGCAAUUUGACCCUGUGCAUGUUACAGAACGCAGUGCACUCUUCGAACAAGAGUAGGGGAUUGUCUCUCCUUAGUGAUAAAAUGUAAUGCAUUCUCCGGGAGAUGGAGUGCGCGCCGUCGGGUUUCGGCAUUGGUCACGCAUUGUCAUGAAUUCCUGGCAAUGGCGUAAAUGGUGUCGAGAGCAGUGGCGUGUAGUUCAUUUCCUGGGAUGCGUACUUUUCUUUUCGUUAUUAGUUUAAAAAAAAAAAAAGUACUGUAUUUAUUAGACGGUGUAUUAGGAUAGCAAGAAAUGUCUAUUGCUAGACAAAUGUACAUAUUAUGUUUUAUGUUUUUUUUUCUUUAAAUCUUAUAUUGUGAAUUAUUGUUGCACAUCUCUAGAUUGUGCCUCUGUUACAAAAGAGAAACAAUAAAGUUAUUAUUAUUAUUAUUAUUAUUAUUAUUAGUGUACUGCCAAAUUUAGCACCAGAAGGACCCUACUAGAAACCAUUUAGUGGUUUAUCCUUUGUGCUAUUGUAUUUUAAAUUUGAUGUCUUUCGCUGUUUCAGUGUUUCAUUUGAGUGAUCACUCCUACAUAUUGCAAGGCUAUAGUAUAUAAUAUAAUACACAGCAGUUCCUCUAUCAAUUUGUGAUCAGUGAUUUGAACCAGAAUUCCUGGUCUGUCAUGUAGCGGCCCUUGCAGUUGUUAUGAAUUCAAAGGUGAGUACAUUUGUGGCAACAUUUACCGCGAAUAACAUAAUUAAAUAAAUGCGCGCCUUCCUUUGAAUGAGUCGCAUGUGAUUGCUCUCGAGACGGCCUAAUCACUAUGGAAUUGACUUCGACAAUAUUCCGAGAAUUUAGGUGAAUAAUGACUGUAACGCAAUUAGAUUUUUACACUAGUCGCUGAUAUGAUUUAUAGUUUAGUUCAAGUGAGGCAGUAAAGAUGUGGUUUGUGUAUGCUAGUACUGAAUAUAGUACCAAGACCUAUGUUCAUCUUCACUUGCUAUAAGUUGAGAUGGGUCGAGAUCUGUCUGACGUGGGUUUGCGUCACUCAAUUUUUAAUGCGUUUUGCGUUUGUUUACACCUUAAUGAGCUUCUUGCAGAAAAUGGUAGUUUUUUUUUUCUCGGGUUUUUUUUUGGAGGGGGGUUGUUUUUUUCCCUGCACUGCAGGCAUAUCAAUCUGUAGAAUAUAAACACGAAGGAUUUAAAAAAACGUAUACAUAAAUUAUUAGGAAUUCUAUGAAGUGAACUUAAAUUGUGAUCACAUUAUUGUGUCUGUGUUUCGUAAACCUAUCUGAUUUACCAAAUUUCAAAGCAUAUGUAUCACAUUUUAGUUUGACACACAUAAGUAAAGUUUAUAGGAUAAGAUCUAUCAUGUUAAUGAUUAAAAUGAAAUGUGUGUCACCACUUGAAUCUGGAAUAGCUUGCUAAUUUAAAAUACUUGCCUACAUGGUCCUGAGUUCAAUUAUCGACACAUGAAAUAUUCAUCACGAAAAAUAAACCAUCUUCUUUCUA